Messenger RNA from Ochotona curzoniae (black-lipped pika), 1563 nucleotides. It is a transcript of the gene CLVS2, whose product is annotated as clavesin 2. Gene Ontology annotation, cellular component: membrane. The record is from RefSeq and is a predicted model, not a curated record. The transcript has 5 exons. NCBI's taxonomy places the organism in Eukaryota, Metazoa, Chordata, Mammalia, Lagomorpha, Ochotonidae. Gene Ontology annotation, molecular function: phosphatidylinositol bisphosphate binding. The coding region runs from base 121 to 1104 and encodes 327 amino acids.
CCAGGGGCCAGGGUGUGGUGGUGGUGGUGGUGGUGGCAGCAAGGGCCACUGAGGAUAGCGGUGGGACAGUCAACCACAGCUUCAGCUUCCCAAAGGACAGGCUCAGCAUCACGCUGAACAAUGACUCAUUUACAAGCUGGCCUCUCUCCUGAGACCCUGGAGAAAGCUCGUUUGGAGCUCAAUGAGAACCCAGACACCCUGCACCAGGAUAUCCAGGAGGUGAGGGACAUGGUCAUCACCCGGCCAGACAUUGGCUUUCUGCGCACCGACGACGCCUUCAUCUUACGAUUCUUGCGCGCCAGGAAGUUUCAUCACUUCGAGGCCUUCCGCCUCCUGGCCCAGUACUUUGAGUACCGACAACAGAACCUGGACAUGUUCAAAAGCUUCAAGGCCACUGACCCAGGCAUCAAGCAGGCGCUGAAGGAUGGCUUUCCUGGGGGCCUGGCCAAUCUGGACCACUACGGCAGGAAGAUUCUAGUCCUUUUUGCUGCUAACUGGGAUCAGAGCAGGUACACACUGGUGGAUAUUUUGCGUGCCAUCUUACUCUCUCUAGAAGCCAUGAUUGAAGAUCCUGAGCUUCAAGUCAAUGGAUUUGUUUUAAUUAUAGACUGGAGUAACUUCACCUUCAAGCAAGCCUCUAAACUGACACCAAGCAUGCUGAGAUUAGCAAUUGAAGGCCUUCAGGACAGCUUUCCAGCUCGAUUUGGAGGAAUUCAUUUUGUCAAUCAACCAUGGUAUAUCCAUGCUCUGUACACUGUGAUUCGGCCUUUUCUAAAGGAGAAGACGCGGAAGAGGAUAUUUUUACAUGGAAACAACCUGAACAGUCUUCACCAACUGAUUCAUCCCGAGAUUCUUCCCUCUGAGUUUGGAGGAAUGCUGCCCCCGUAUGAUAUGGGAACGUGGGCAAGAACACUGCUAGACCAUGAGUAUGAUGACGACAGUGAAUAUAAUGUGGACUCCUACAGUGUGCCAGUGAAGGAAGUGGAAAAGGAACUCUCCCCAAAGGCCAUGAAAAGAUCUCAAUCGGUAGUGGAUCCAACAGUACUGAAACACAUGGAUAAAAAUGAGGAGGAAAACAUGCAGCCUUUGCUCUCUCUGGACUGACAGCUCCUGGACAUCGCUCCUGUGGAUUACCAGUGGAAGGUACUGGUUUUCAGCAAUAGGGACGGCACUCUGGAGGAAUUGUCAGCUGGGGGCUCCUUUAUUGAAGUUAAUGUAGCAUAGUACAUGAUAAAGAACCAGGCCUCUCCAUUUCCCUGAACCGUGGGUGUCCCAGGCUAGAAAAAAAAAACUCAAUAAUUUAUUCUGUAAGUGCCAAGUUCUUUGUAAAUAUUAUGCAUUCUUUAUGUCAAGUUUGUAAAUUUUGGUAAUAAUUUAAUUGAAAAUUAAUGACUCCUAAAUCAGUGCCAGUGAUACAAGCUGAGACAAAUAACAGAAAAAAAAAACCCAACUAAAUGGUUGUAAUGCAUUGAGUGUAGUCCUGUUUCCUCUGAAGCCAUAUUUCAGAUAUGAUAGUGACCAUUUCAAUGUUUUUAUUUUUUUUUUUCUGAAACUGUUCAUAUA